Molecule: messenger RNA, 1365 nt
Organism: Plasmodium inui San Antonio 1
Lineage: Eukaryota; Apicomplexa; Aconoidasida; Haemosporida; Plasmodiidae
Exons: 1
Coding region: 1-1365 (454 amino acids)
Source: RefSeq, a predicted model, not a curated record
AUGAAGGAAGGAGUAGAAAGAUGGCCUGGUCUAGCUAAGUGGUUGAACGAAGAAAUAUUACAGCCCAUCUCCUCGGGAUGGGAAAAAGAUUUCAGCCCAGAUGUGCAAACCUGCGUAAGGCAUAGUACGGAAACGCCUCUCCCCUGGGGCAAGUUGUUGCAUAUAAUAAUAAAUCAGGUCAAUACAGAUCUGAUAGCAGAUUCACCAAAGACGGAUCAGAACUUAUUAUGGGGGAAGGGGGAAUGGUACAACAUAUUAAAACAGAAUGAUAGUUUAAGUAAGCCAUGGGAUAAAAGUGAAGUCGGUAAAGGUCUUCUCCUAACAAUAGUAUGCAUCUUAACAGGCUUGACUAGUUCAGGAGAGGACGAAAGGGACAAGUAUCCAGGAAGGGCCCAGUUAUGUGACCAGAUAGAUACGGCCUUAAUCGUAGAUGAAAAUCAAUGGAGGCGAUGGUUAAGCAGUGAAGGAAGUCUCUCAACCGAACAGAAGGAAGAAUGUAAAGAAGAAGGAACCCCUAGAAGAUGUAAAAGUGCAAGUAUGAGUUUAGUGUUAACAGUAUAUAGAAGUAUGGCUAGUCUUUGUGAGAAGUGUGGGCCCUAUAGUUUCGCGCGGUGGGUUCAAAAGGGUUCAGAAGGAGGAGUGGGCCAGGGGACGCCGUAUUGUGAAGUAAAAGGCAGAGUGAUAGAGUGUACAAAAUCAACAACAAGACAUUGGAAAGUAGGUGAUUUAAGAAUGGUCCCCCUAAAAAAGGAAGGGGUCACAGCAGGGACUAGUGAAGUGGCCUUAAAACAGAAAAGAGCAGGCUCAGGCCAAGAUCCCCCCAAGCCCAGUCAACAGUCGUUGCAACCCCCUCAUACGGGCUCGGAAAUUACAGAAGAAAAACCGAACCCGUCGAUAAGUCAAGGAGGGGUCCGGACAACUCUCCCCGUGAAUGGCAGUAUGACCAACUCUGCCGGCACCAGGAAUGGAUUAGCUUCCUUGGUAGAUCAAAGAACGACCAAGGACCCUAACGUGCCUAGCCGAACCUCCUCCAUGAGCAGCAGUAUCCUAGUAAGGAAUGGAUCAACGAUGAGUCAAGAGGACGAGCCCCAUCACAACAAACAACUGGAACUGAAGCCUAGUACUGUAACAUCAGGUUCAGACACCUCAGGAACAACAAAAGAACAGUCGGACCCACCGGAAUCAACCACAGAGGAGGAUACAGGAAUCCCUCCAAAGAUCGGAGGAAUGGUGGGUGGUGUGUUAGGAGUUAUAUUACUGGGGGUGGCGAGCGUCUAUGGAAUAUUUCGGAUUUGCAGAGGAAAAGGGAGGCGUAAAACAGGAAAGGGGAGAAUCAAUAUUUCAAUCCUCCCUGUUCCGGCGUAG